Ceraceosorus bombacis is the source of this 1052-nucleotide messenger RNA. Lineage: Eukaryota; Fungi; Basidiomycota; Exobasidiomycetes; Ceraceosorales; Ceraceosoraceae. The record is from the annotation of a GenBank genome assembly.
AUGUUUCACUUUGACCGACGCAGGCUUUGCUUCAGCAGACCAUCCGUGGGCAUUCUUCUGUUCACGCCUGCCAUCACGAUCCUUGCCGCCAUCGAGACCGCAUGGGCCACAUUCGACAUUAUCAGGGUGCAUGGCACCGCUGGCAGCUUCUACCGCUUCUGCGGGGUCGUGGCUAUCAUCGCGAUGUGGACGCUCGUUAUCGGUGCGCCCGUUGGCUUCAUCGGUGUAGCUAUCCGUAGCCGAAAGAUCUCGUGAGUGAAGGGCUCUGGUAUGUGGUCGUUGGUUGGGCAGGCGCGGAUGGCUGACGAUGGUUUUCUCGUCUCUACAGCACGGCCUGGUGGCACCUAGCGACCUGGCACGCAGUCUUCACCACCGUUGGCGGUAUCAUCAAGACCAUCGCUCUCCUCGCAAAUCGAUCCGGCUGGCUGAAUCUUUGCAACGCUGAGCACCAAUACCUGUUCGAUGGUAUGAUCAGUUGCAAGCGCUAUUGGCGGAUUCGUAUGCUAGGACACGUCAUCGUGUACUUUGGGCUAUCCACGCUCCUGAUCAUGAGCGCCAUGCUGCUCACCGGAUUCGUUGCGGAACUUGCCAAGAGCGACGAAGGUCAUCAAGAAUUCAUCGUGGUAGACAAUAGUCGACGCGGUGACAACAUUGGUCUCACGCGCACCUGCGCUGGUGGCGGUGCUGAUAGUCAUCGUGCACGCUUCGUCGCGCCCCAUCUGCCUCGGCCAGCUCCUCAAAGAGCCGAUUCUGCCCGAUCAGAAGACGCGCCCGUGACUGCGGACCACGUCAUCGAAGGCCUUCCGUCUGGCACCUUCACCGAGAUCCCUCUCUCUGAGAAGAAAAUGGUCGACUCGCCCUCGUCUUCCUUCUCACCGGAUACCAAUCCUUUCGCGGACAAGGCCGCCAAUCAUGAAUGCUUGCCUCCUCCUCCCUUUGAGGCAAUCCACCCUACACAUGCAGUCGUGGCCAAGGAAGCUGCCGCAGCAGAGAAUGCCAAGGUGCAAGUUCCUGAGACGGCACAUCUUCCAGACAGCAAGCUCCAGGGCUAG